Molecule: messenger RNA, 373 nt
Organism: Ruditapes philippinarum (Manila clam)
Lineage: Eukaryota; Metazoa; Mollusca; Bivalvia; Venerida; Veneridae
Product: U-Asilidin(12)-Dg3b-like
Exons: 4
Coding region: 93-317 (74 amino acids)
Biological process (GO): defense response
Source: RefSeq, a predicted model, not a curated record
AGGGAAAUGCUAUUUAAGACUUGGCAUAAUGCACUGUAGUCAUUCAUUAGACUAAGAUAAUCCGUAUUCCAGAAGUACCAGCAAGUUCAACAAUGUUUGCUAAAGUGUAUCUUGUUGUGUUCUUUGUGUGCAUUAUGGCUGGAAAUGCUUCAGCUAAACCUACAAAGCGAACAACUUGUGAAUUCUGGGGAAGCGCUGGUUGUGCCACACACUGUAUCGCUUUAAACCACACUGGUGGAUGGUGCGACUCUAAAAACUACUGUCACUGCAAGAAGGAAACCAUUUUCGGGAAAAGGGAGAAGGAGGAGACUGCCUAAUGUUCUAAAAUUCAUAAUGUCAGAUGGAAAUCUAAAAUAAAAACAUUAGAAAAAUA